CUUGGCGCACUUUUUUCGCGGUCUUGUCGUUUUGACAAUUCUCAAUCUAUGUGUUGUUUCGUUCGUUAUUGUCGUUUCUUCGUCACAAUUAGGUGAAUUUCUUACACGUGUUAAGAGAUAUUUGCAAAGAUACUAACAUUUAUAGUAUUUUUCUACUAACUUAUGGUGACAAUAAUCAUUAAAUAAAAAAAGGAAAAUUUAGAAGCUUAUGCUUAUUAUUGUUAUAAAGCAUGGAUACUGAAAAAGUAUUGUGUCCAAUAUGUGGCAAAAAUUUUGCUUUCUCUAUUAUUGAAUCUCAUGCUAGUAAGUGCUUAUUCCUGAAUGAAUCUGUGAAAAAUGAAACCACCAUUUUUCUGAAAGACUCAAGUCCUGUAAAUAAAAAGAAUAAGUUCAAACCAGUGCAAAGAUCUAAUCAAGUGAAGAGGAAGAAUUCUUUGGAUCAGUUUUCUUCACAAAGUUUUCAAAAGAAUGAAGAGGAUGUUAAAGAUGUCAUGCCACAGAAAAAUACAAACAACGAGUGCAAGAAAUUGCGCGGGAAUGAACGUACACCUCUUGCAGAACAGAUGAGGCCCACAUCACUGUUGAACUUUGUCGGCCAGAAACACAUUCUUGGACCACACACUAUGCUCGCAGAGCUCCUGCAAAAAGGAGAGAUACCUAACAUGAUACUUUGGGGUCCACCCGGAUGUGGCAAAACGUCCCUGGCUAACGUUAUCGCACACAUAUGUAAGAAUGACGUGAACCGUAAGCUUAGAUAUGUUAAGCUCUCCGCAGCAAUGGCUGGCGUGCAAGAGGUAAAGGAAGUCAUCAGCAUCGCUGCCAAUCAUAUCAAAUUUGCGCAGCGUACGAUAGUGUUCAUGGAUGAGAUACAUAGGUUUAACAAGAUGCAGCAAGACGUGUUCUUGCCGCAUGUUGAAUCCGGAACCAUCACCCUGAUCGGUGCCACUACAGAAAAUCCCUCAUUCAGCUUGAACUCUGCAUUACUGAGCCGAUGCAGAGUGAUCGUUCUGCACAAAUUGUCUGUCGUGAACUUGGUGUCGAUCUUGAAACGUGCGGUAAUUUCACUCGAAGGUAUCAUGCACACAUCAGAGAAAAAUGAAAAUACUUUGCAACCCGCCAGUGAAGAAAGCACGUCAAAGGAAGACAAGAUCGAAACAGAACUGUCCUGCGGUAUAAAGUUUGUUAUAGACGAACCGACGAUAGAAUGGUUGGCUGGAACCUGCGACGGUGAUGCUCGAAUAGCCCUAGGAGGACUGGAAUUGGCUGUGCGAUCUAAGGCACCGAAUGAAGAGAACUUAUUAGACGUUGAUUUGCCUAUAAUAACGCUGAAAGAUGUCGAGGAGAGCUUAAAGAAGUCGCACAUGCUUUAUGAUAAAAAGGGCGAUCAACAUUACGAUAUGAUCUCCGCGUUGCACAAGUCGGUCAGAGCCAAUGAUGAAAACGCUGCACUUUACUGGCUGACCAGAAUGAUUUCCGGUGGCGAAGAUCCGGUUUACAUCGCGCGAAGAUUAGUCAGGAUGGCUAGUGAAGAUGUCGGCUUAGCUGAUCCAAAAGCUCUUGGAAUAGCAGUGCAUACAAUGCACGGUUGUAAAAUGAUAGGAAUGCCGGAAUGCGAUGUUCUUUUGGCGCAAUGCACGACAUAUCUGGCAAGAGCUCCCAAAUCCAGAUUAAUGGAGGAUGCACUUAGAGCUGCGCAAAAAGUGGUAGCCGAGCACAAAGGUCCGCAGCCAGGAGUGCCUUUGCAUUUGAGGAAUGCCCCUACAAGACUUAUGAAGGAUUUGGGGCACGGCAAGGGAUACAAUAUGAAGAACAAGGAUGAAUCUGGAUUAAAUUAUUUGCCAGAGGGAUUGGAAAAUUUGGAUUUCUUUGGAGAUGAGGACGAUACCAUGUAAAAAUACUGUGGUCGUUGCUUCAUACUUCACACAAGAUAUAUUUUAGCAUUUUAAUGUUGUAUUAUAAUAAGGUAUAAUUUAU
Messenger RNA from Linepithema humile (Argentine ant), 1974 nucleotides. RefSeq names its product ATPase WRNIP1. Gene Ontology annotation, molecular function: DNA binding; ATP hydrolysis activity; ATP binding. Lineage: Eukaryota; Metazoa; Arthropoda; Insecta; Hymenoptera; Formicidae. The record is from RefSeq and is a predicted model, not a curated record. Gene Ontology annotation, cellular component: nucleus. Gene Ontology annotation, biological process: DNA synthesis involved in DNA repair; DNA-templated DNA replication.